Molecule: messenger RNA, 1317 nt
Organism: Thermothelomyces thermophilus ATCC 42464
Lineage: Eukaryota; Fungi; Ascomycota; Sordariomycetes; Sordariales; Chaetomiaceae
Exons: 4
Coding region: 333-1007 (224 amino acids)
Biological process (GO): mitochondrial electron transport, NADH to ubiquinone; mitochondrial respiratory chain complex I assembly
Cellular component (GO): membrane
Molecular function (GO): NADH dehydrogenase activity; 4 iron, 4 sulfur cluster binding
Source: RefSeq, a predicted model, not a curated record
CGUGCCAAUCAAUCGUCGGGAAUUGUCAUCGCGAGUGGGUGCACCAAAUCCCGAAGUCGUCACAGAGCAGAGCUCCAGGACGACGCCGUCAAGUGCGCCCGGGCAGCUCAAAACAAGUUGCCUCCCGUCUCUCCACUCAACCUUCGACCAAGUCGUCGACCAAGUCGUGUCGCUCCCUCCAAUUGGGCACCGUGAAGACCGUCACGCCACACUUCCCGAAACUAGUCCGUGCCAAUUUGCCCUGCGCGAAAAGUGUCGCCAACAACAAACGGCCGCAUCAACUCGUUUCCCUCGCCGCGCCUCGAACAAGAGCUCUGUCAACACCGAGCACGAUGAUUGCGCCUUCGGCCGUCUCACUCGCGGCCCGCCAGGCCUCCCUCGUUCGGGGGCCUUCAGCUCUCCUCCGCGUUUCCGCUCCUUCGCGAGUCUUGGUUGUGAGGAGGGGUUAUGCGACGCCCGCUGGCCCGCCGCCCAAGAACUUUCGCCUCAAGCCGCCCGUCGCAUGGGACCAAGAGAAAGAGAGUACCUUGGACAAGGUUGGGAAGUACUUCCUCCUGACCGAGAUGUUCCGGGGCAUGUAUGUCCUGUUGGAGCAGUUUUUCAGGCCGCCAUACACGAUCUACUAUCCUUUCGAGAAGGGUCCCAUUUCGCCCCGUUUCCGUGGCGAACACGCCCUUCGCCGGUACCCGUCGGGCGAGGAGAGGUGCAUUGCUUGCAAGCUGUGCGAAGCUAUCUGCCCUGCACAGGCCAUCACGAUCGAGGCUGAGGAGCGCGCCGAUGGCUCAAGGAGGACAACCCGCUACGAUAUCGACAUGACAAAGUGCAUCUACUGCGGGUUCUGCCAGGAGUCGUGCCCCGUCGACGCCAUCGUUGAAUCCCCCAACGCCGAGUAUGCCACUGAGACCCGCGAAGAACUGCUCUACAACAAAGAAAAACUAUUGUCCAACGGAGACAAGUGGGAGCCCGAGCUGGCAGCGGCGAUCCGGGCAGAUGCUCCCUACAGAUAAGGCGGGGAUAAUAAAGGGGGGAACAUCCUGGCGUUUGGAACCGUUGGAGCCGGAAGAUGGUGCCACCACAUAUUUGUAGACUGAGCUGUACAUACCACUUUUCUCGCCUGACAAAUCAAAGAGCAGCCCUUUUUGUUUGUCGCCACUUCUACCAGAACGAGUUCGCGCCAUCCCCAGUCACUCAAUUGGUGUAAAUGGUUGGUGUACGAAGUACCGAGGAGGUGGUACUGUUUUGCGGGAGAGCGUCACGUGCAGUGCACGAGCCACAGCAGCGAGCUUGCCGCGUUGCCAUCCGAGCUUCCAGCAUCCU